Messenger RNA from Dioszegia hungarica, 2226 nucleotides. Its product is annotated as nucleus protein. Lineage: Eukaryota; Fungi; Basidiomycota; Tremellomycetes; Tremellales; Bulleribasidiaceae. The record is from RefSeq and is a predicted model, not a curated record. Gene Ontology annotation, biological process: double-strand break repair; regulation of DNA-templated transcription. Gene Ontology annotation, cellular component: Ino80 complex. Bases 1 to 2226 code for a protein of 741 amino acids. The transcript has 11 exons.
AUGGAGAGUCCGCAAAUACCCCAAGGCAGCGCCAUUGCCGAUGUGGCGGAGGUGCCUGAAGCGGGGCCGUCCUCUGCGCCUGUACGCAGAGUGUACCCGAAGAAACCGAAGAAGAAGGUGGAGAAGCUGUUCCAACACACCACUGCCUUUGCGCCUGGACUCUUCCACGUCAAGAACCCGGCUGGAGAGUUCAUAGUGCGCGAGACGAACGUCGAUGUGAUCAGGCAGAUCUCCCAAGCGCGAGCCAAGGCCGAGAAGGAGGAAGCCGAGGCGGAACGGGCGAAGCGUGUAGAAGCAGGGGAGGAGGUCCAACCGCUCAGCCAUACGCUCAUCAUCCACCCCGGUUCCCGUAAUCUCCGGAUAGGUCGAGCAUCCGAUUUCUACCCAAAAGAGAUACCAUUCUGUAUCGCUCGUCCCUCAAACUCGGCCACAAGAAGUAAAGAGGCGGUUGUCCCGGGUAGCCGAGCGAAGAGGCUGGCGGAGGAGGCAAAAGAGAAGAAGGAGCGCAAGAGGCAGAAGAUUUCGGAGAAUGGGAAUGCCGCUGCGCGCAAUGGGACUGAUGACGGAGAGGAAGAAUGGGUAGAUCCGGUCGACCAGCAUAUAGAAGAUCUCCGAGACUAUCUCCGUAAUCGACUUCGUCAGAACCGUCUUUCGACCGACUAUCGGGAUGGCUUCCGCGUCAAGCAGCAUAAUGCCAAAGUUCGGCCAGAACCUAUACCGGAGCACAACGACCCAUAUCGGAUUGACUGGACCGAAGUGGAUGGGAAGAAGUUCUUUGUCGGAACAGAUGCCCUGAGGUUACCCAGUGGCUCUGGGUUCAAAGUACGCUAUCCCCUUCUCCAUCGAGGACUGAAUAUGCGGGACUGGGAAUCGCCUCAGAGCCUGAUGGAUGACAUCGCGACGAUUCUGCACGAAUCUCUCCGCACCGAGCUCGACAUACAUCCGAGGGACUACCAUAAAUACUCGGUCGUCCUCCUCAUCCCAGAUCACAACGAUCGCCUCCAUCUCCAAGCGCUCGUCUCCCUCCUCUUUGGCGAAUUCGGCUUCAAGGAAAUAGCGAUCCACCAAGAAGGCCACGCUGCCAUCUUCUCCGCCGGCAUGUCUACCGCCUGCGUCGUCGAUAUUGGCGCUACGACGACGUCCGUGACGUGCGUCGACGAAGGGAUGCUCAACCCGGAUACGCGGAUCAAGCUCGAUUACGGCGGAGACGAUAUUACGGCUGCGCUGGUGGCGAUGUUGACGCAGUCCAACUUUCCGUACAAGGAGCUGGACCUGGGGAAGGCGAUGGAGUGGGCGAUGAUGGACAAGCUGAAAGAGAAGAUAUGUACGCUGGAGGAGCACAUGGUGGCAAAUAUCGCCUGGGAUGUCUACGUCCUCAAGGAACAAGGCUUGACGCAGAAGUACCAGCUCCGAACGUAUGAUGAGAACAUUCUCGCUCCUCUUUGCUUCUUUGACACUCGCAUGAUCGAUUUCCAAGAAAAAGCUGGAUCUGGUCGUAUUGCGUUCUGGGAGGAAGCUCAAUCCGUCGACGAUCUCCUGUCAACCGCAUAUGGCGAGCCCACUGCUGCUAUGCGUUCAUGCGUGACCCAUCUCCUUCCAACGCCCGAGGUCAACACCUCGGACACCGCCAUGCAGAUCGACGGCGCCAGUGCCAACGGCGAUGCUAGCAUACCCAAACCGACCAUCGUCGAACCGAACGGCUCGCAAGCAUCAGCAACUAGCGACAAGCGACCCGCCGAUACCCCCGCCGGCUCAACGAAUGGAACGCCUGCUCCCCCAGACAUCGCCCCAGCCGUUCCCCUCCUCCCUCCUGCACCUGCCCAAGCGGACAUUCCAGUCUCCGCAUACGACGGCAUCGACGUCAUUGGCGAAGCGGCGAGAUCGCCCCUGGACGCAGCUAUCGCCGCGUCGAUCGCGAUGGCGGGAACGGAGAAUAAGGUCAAGGCGGCCGCGGGGAGUAUAUUGCUCAUUGGCGGAGGGUCGGCGUUGAAGGGUCUUUACCCGUUUAUCGCGGAACGUCUACCGCCCCUCCUCCGCGCCAAGGGCCUACCUAUUGCCGAGGUACAGAUCGUCCCGCCCCCUCGAGGACUCAAUCCGAGAUUUGUGAGCUGGAAAGGGGUGAGCGUGAUGUGCAAUUUGGAGAGUUUGAGCGAUAUGUGGAUUAGGCGGGACGAGUGGGAAGCGAUUGGUGCGAGGGCGCUGAAGGAUAGGUUGACGUUUUUGUAG